Molecule: messenger RNA, 907 nt
Organism: Hibiscus syriacus
Lineage: Eukaryota; Viridiplantae; Streptophyta; Magnoliopsida; Malvales; Malvaceae
Product: protein TIFY 10A-like
Exons: 4
Coding region: 76-804 (242 amino acids)
Biological process (GO): regulation of defense response; regulation of jasmonic acid mediated signaling pathway; response to wounding
Cellular component (GO): nucleus
Source: RefSeq, a predicted model, not a curated record
UAAAGUAAGUUCACCCUCUGAAAACCCAAAAGAGCAAAAGGGGUCAAAACAGUUGGAUUCUGUUUAGUCGGAAGUAUGUCGUGUUCCUCGGAAUCUACGGGUUUUAAACCGGGGAUGUUGCCGGAGAAACCAAGCUUUGCCCAAACUUGUAAUUUGUUGAGUCAGUACUUGAAGGAGAAAGGUAGCUUCGGAGAUCUAUCUCUGGGAAUGACAUGCAACGCUGAAACUAACGGGACCCCACAGGUGCCGCCUACGACUAUGAAUUUGUUUCCCGUCGAUGAUAAGUCCGGCGAUGUUUGUAGCCAAACCGUUGGAGCUCCUAGGAACUUGAGAUCUAUGGACUUGUGCCCUCAAGGAGCUGGUUUUUUGGCACUGGCUCCUAAGGACGAUGUUCGGAAAAGGGUUGAGUGUAGUGUUACUAACAUGAAAAUGUCUGAGCCUCAAACUGCACAGAUGACCAUCUUUUAUGGUGGACAAGUGAUUUCUUUUAAUGAUUUCCCAGCCGACAAAGCUAAGGAAAUCAUGCUUUUAGCUAGCAAGAGCAGCUCACAAACCAGCAGAGCAAGAAGUCCAAUCAAAUCCAGCUUCGGAGUUCCUCCCACCUUGAAAACGGUUCAACCUGCUCAGCGACCUCUUCCUGGCGAUCUGCCGAUUGCAAGGAGAGCUUCGCUGCAUCGGUUCCUAGAGAAGCGCAAGGAUAGGAUCACCUCGAAAGCACCAUACCAGAUAACUAGCUCCGCCGCAUCAGCUUCCAAGUCGGGCGACAGCAAGUCAUGGCUGGGUUUGGCUGCUCCAUCACCAUAGUAAUCUAAGCCAAUGUUUGAGGUCUCGUCUUUUUGAGGCUUUUCUUAAGCCUUGUAUCCUUUGUUAUUCUCUUCUUCUUUUUUUCAGCAGGGUCGGCCUGCUG